UACUGCGUGUUGAAAAUAAUUUCUUACUACUGUUAUUACUACUGAUGCAGUAAUGCUUACUGAUCUGUGAAGGCUCUGGUUGUAAAAGACCGUAGCGUGCGCGCACGCAGACGCACACACUUACACGCCACCGCGUGCGCGCACGCAGAGCGCAUAAUGCUGGCAGCGCGGUACUUGACUGCCGGAGCUCCAGGCUGCGCAUCAUUCCACUUAUCUCUGGACACGAGAAAGCACCAAGCCAUGAAGCUCAGCUCAGAGUAAGGAACCUGCCGGAUAUCUCAUCAAUCCAGUCUGAGAACUAUUCAGGAGGCGGCGAAUGUGCGCCUUCAUCCUGAGGACUUUUUUUCCCCUCCUUUGGUAUCUAGUCAUUUCUCAGUCUUCUUGCACUGCGGACUAGUGGAAUGAGCUGCUUUUGUCCCGGUGUUGUUUCCUGUGCAGUAUGGGAACUGCCGUGUCCAAAAGAAAGAAUUUAAGGAACGAUGCCAUUUCUUCCGUCGCCGCAAAAGUUAGAGCAGCUCGAGCAUUUGGAGAGUGCCUGUCACAAAGCAACCCUGAGAACCGCAACGGAUCAGAUCACCUGCUGUCUGACACCUUUGUUGGCCAAGAUUCUGAAUCCCCGAGCAUUAGCUGCCUGCACAACAAUAACCAUCUGCAGCCGUACUCUAGAACAUCUCCCGUAGCCAAGCACACGCAAGAUCAGCCAGAUCCGGGCCUUGUGCCAGUUCCCGUGUCCACCAGUGCCAAGCGUCGUCUCUCUGUGGAGCGCAGCCUCUCAUCUGAGGAUCAGCCGCAAUCCCAGCAGCCCCAACAGAGUUCAGUAAAGCCAGCACGCGUCUAUACCAUCAGCAGAGAAGGGGGUAUGCUGGGGGCCAGGGGUAGCGAGGAGAGCUUGGAGCUUGAGGUCCUAAAGGGCCCCCAGACUCACAACAACCACCAGAGGACAAGCCGGCGCAGUGGUCAUGCCCACCACCAUCACGCUCCUUCUUCUCAGCCACUACAGAGCUCAGGAAGCGCACAUAACAUCCGCGACUGGGGUUCGAGACGGAGCGGUUCGAGAGAGGACUGCCCACGACCGCCAUGUCACAGCCAGCGCUCGCUUGACCUCGAUACGGUGCCGAGAGAUGCCUCCAAGCAGCGCAAGAAACUGGAGAGGAUGUACAGUGAGGACCGGGUGUCCACUGAGGACCGAGAAGAUCACACCAACAACUGGUUACCCAAAGAGAACAUGUUUAGCUUCCAGACCGCCACCACCACCAUGCAAGCGGCUUUCCGCGGCUUUGCUGACAGAAAGAGGAGGAAAAGAGAGCAGGAGGCCACCACACUGAUGGAGAGAAACUUCCGGAAGCACCUGCGGAUGGUGGGCAGCAGGAGGAUGAAGGCUCAGUCAUUCGCCGAUCGCAAAGCGAAGAGCUUCAGCCGCUCCUGGAGUGACCCUACACCCAUCAAGCCAGACUCGCUCCACGACUCCAGAGACAGUGGAGAUCUGCAGGCAUCCUCAGGCACUCUGGAUGAGGGGGAGUAUGAUGAUGUGGACUGGGAGGAGGAGAAAGAGCUGGAGCGACUGGCCUGUGAAGGCGAUGACUUCAUUCCUCCUAAAAUCAUGCUGAUUUCAUCCAAGGUUCCCAAGGCGGAGUAUGUGCCCAACAUCAUACGCAGGAACGACCCGUCCAUCAUCCCCAUCCUCUAUGAUCACGAGCAUGCGACUUUUGACGAUAUACUGGAGGAGAUUGAAAAGAAACUCACCGCCUACAGGAAAGGCUGCAAAAUUUGGAACAUGCUUAUCUUCUGUCAGGGAGGACCUGGGCACCUUUAUCUCCUGAAGAACAAAGUGGCCACAUUUGCUAAAGUGGAGAAGGAGGAGGACAUGAUUCAAUUCUGGAAGAAACUGGCUCGGCUUAUGAGUUUGCUGAAUCCUGAACCCAAUCUCAUCCAUAUUAUGGGCUGUUAUGUGCUGGGCAAUGCUAACGGAGAGAAGCUUGUGCAGAACCUCAAGAGGCUGAUGAGACCAUAUGCUGUGGAGUUUAAGAGUCCUCUGGAACUCUCUGCACAAGGGAAGGAGAUGAUCGAGAUGUACUUUGACUUCCGUCUGUUCCGGCUGUGGAAGAGCCGGCAGCACUCCAAACUCCUCGACUACGAUGACCUCUUGUGACAUCUCGUCCUUUCUCUUUAGAGCGCCCGAGAAAGGCGCGUAGCUCCAUUUAGGGCCCUGUCGUGGCUGUGUUCCCCUCUAGAGCCUCAGUGUGAACGCUCUGAAGCUGGAGGAAGGUGAUGAGGAAGCAUGAAGAUGGCUCUUUGAAUCGUUCGCCCUGACAUGCGGACGGAGGCAGGAGAUUCAGCCAUUGCUUUAAGGUGUCAUUUGGAUGUCCAGACCUUUUGAACUCUCACCUAAGAAUGAGAAAUAUAAUGGAUAAUGCUGAUGGAUGGUAGGUUCGUCUAGAACUUAAUGAUCUGUUUUAACAGAAUUAGGUUUUUUUAACGGACGUCCCUGGAAAGGAAGCUAACAUAGCCACAUUUGUUAUUGAGUAGCUGUGUUGUAAUGAAACAACAGGGACCAUUUUCGGUCUUUGUGAUUCAGUCUUCUUUAGAAACUAAGUACUUCUAUGUUCUUUAUCAGGUAGAGACAGUAAAACGUUUUACUAAUCUCACAGGACUCCGUAUAGUACUGUAGUCAAGAAAUUCGUCAUAGUAUUCCUUACUUAUUCAGAGCAUUGAUAUUUUUUGCCAUAUGGCCUGUUUUUUUUUUUCCGGAGGAGAACUCAGGUUUUAUAAAAUGACCUCCCUGACCUUCUUCUGCACUGCAUAAGAGAACCGGCUGGUAGACAACAAAUUUUCAUAAUUACUAACAGGAGUAAUGGGAGUUGCGGAAACCGAGAGGUCAGACAACAUAUAAUGUAGAAUUUCUUUUGAGUGUGUGUGUGUGUGUGUGUGUGCACUAGAUUUCCAUAGAGUUAGAAAUUAGAUUUUUAUAGUAGGAAUAUUCAGGCAUCUAACACUUGAGUAAUGCUUGAGAAAACUUCUUGGGUGUUGUUAUAAAUUUGCCGGGCAGAUGCCAGAUUUAAAACCGCCGUCUCUGUCGGAUGUAGGUAUGUGCCAGAAACAAGUUAUAUGUUAUAUUACAAUAUUCAAUUUCAUUGUUAUUACGGUGACAGAGCAGCAUUUGGUUUAACACAGCCAAACAGAUACAAAAUCAAAACAAAUCAGGUGAUAAAGUAAAAUAUAUAUAAAUUUAAACUAUAUUCAUAGGCGCAUUACAAAAUCAAAUCACAUUCCCCUUUAGAUUUAUAAUAAAUUUAGGUUCACACACUGAAAAAACAUAAAUUCAACAUAUUAUUUUUCAACAUGAAAAAUAAAAACUAAACUAAAAAUUAGCUAUAUAAAUAUUAUUUUAACUUUGAAUGUUUUUUUUUUUUUUCAGUGUAAUAACAUUAAUAUUUUAGUAAAAUCUGAAUAAAUACUUGCAAUGAAUUUCGAGACAAGAAUUUAAUUCACUGGAUGAAUGAGAAAUUCAGAUUAAUUUAGAAAUCUGAAAUCUCAAAAUUCAGCAAGUUUUCCAAACUAAAAAAAGCUGUUUAACUGUUAAAAUGCUGCCCAAUACAAUAUUGUGAUGAUUUCAUAGUAUGUGAUAAAAAAAAAAAAAAGCUAGGUCAUUAAAAUGAUUAGAAUAUUUCAUAUAGGCACACUCCUAGAGUAGAUGUUAAUAUAUCAGUUUAAGCUGUUUCAUGUUUCGUGAUUAUUGAGGUGUAUUGAUAAGCUGAAGUGUAGAGCAGGUUUGCUCAGAUAUUGUUGUAAAACCUCUCGUACAUACACGUGUGUGCAUUCCUACUUGUUCAAAUGUGUAUUGCUGCUUUUUUAACGUAGACCUUCAUCUCUGUAACAUUAGAGGGAAGAACCUGAGCUGAGGCUUGUUCAUAAGAUAAAGGUUAAAGGGUGGACUUCUUCGCAAUACUUAUUUUUAUCAUCAUAAGCAUUACCAAACAAAUGCUGCUGUGAGUUUUUAGAUCACGAUUUUAAUUAAAAUUUUAAUUACGCCAUAAAAUCGGAGAUUUGUUUUACGUCACCGUUUGCUUCUGUAUGCGCACAAGCCUCAAAAAUAAGUAAUAACGCAAAUAAAACAGGACAGGGUGUGCAUUUAUAGAAAUAUAAUCAAUGCCUGUGGUGAAGAAGAGCUAUUGUGACCACACCAAAGUUGAUUUUUUUCCCCAAUAAGCAUGGCAAACUGUUUUAUUAAUAUUAUACCACAGCAUAUUAAUAUUACUGAGGUAUAAUAUUAAUUUUAUUAAUCUUAUACCACAGCAGUGUUGUAUGUUUUAUUUGUUUACAGUUUUAAUUGUUUAUACUUUUAAUUUUUUUACGUCCCUGUUAUAUCUGUUUUUUCCCACUCUUUAAGAUCCUUCCUGAAGACUUCCUUGAGUUUAAUAGUUUAUUCACAGAUUUCUCUUUGACUGUUAAACAGCAUUGACACUGGAGACUCCUUCUGUAAAUGUUAAACAGAAAACAAUUAGACAUGAUUUUAAUUAGCCCCACAGGAUUUCAUGUUUUUGCCGUCACAGAAAUCAACCCGAAAUCAAGCAAACGCCACAGUAUUCUGGAGAAAUUACUGGAGAUUUUCUACCGAUUUAGGGUGAGAUGUGUCAUGUGACGCCAUCACAACGAGCAUUCAGCCGAGGCCCUCUUCGAUUCACGUGCAUCCAAUACUAAUAAUAAAUCUUUUUAACUCCUUCACAGGUAGGAGUUUAAAAGGAGUGCUUUUUAAUUUCACCGACUCAAAUAGUUUUCAGAGAAAAAAUAAAUCACAAAACCAUCUGCAAGUUGCUUUACAAAUUUAGGGGAAAAAUGCAGCAAAAUGAAAAAUUUGGGAAAGCAUGGUGGCUUCGUGGUUAGCACUGUUGCCUCACUGCAAGAAGGUCCUGGGUUCGAACAGGCAGGGCCCUUUCUGUGUGGAGUUUGCGUGUUCUCCCCAUAACUGUGUGGGUUUACUCUGGGUACUCCGGUUUCCUCCCACAGUCCAAAAACAUGUACAUUAGGUUGAUUGUUGAUUCUAAAUUGCCCAUAGGAGGGAGUGUGUGUGGUUGUCUGUCUAUAUGUGGCCCUGCGAUGGACUGGCGACCUGUCCUGACCCUGCCUUUUGCCCUAUGUGUGCUGGGAUAGGCUCCAGCAGAUCCCUGUGACCCUAAUUAGGAAUAAAGUGGGUAUAGAUGAGGGAUGAAUGAAAAAUAUUUGUCCACAAAAAUCUCCUGGAGGGACUGAUUAAUACAUUUACGUAGAGCAUCCUUGAUACGUUACAAAAACAACAUGUUAAAAUGAUUGAAUUUAUACAAACAUUGACUGUUAAAUAGUAUUACAACCUUCUGACGAAUCAAAUUCGAGAAUUCAACAAUGCUGUGGUAUAAGCUGCUAUAAUAACCACCUGUGUAUUUGGUGUGCUCUUGAUCAAUCCUGUAAUAAUAGGAGUACAUAUAAUCUUCUCGCUCCUGUCUCACACAUUUUUUCUUUCCCAGCACUGUGCUGUUUGUUUUCCUUUUGCUACAUGGUUACUUUCUUGAAAUAUCCAUGUAUGUAAGAGCCAAGAAUAUGUAGGUCAACAAGAACAAUAGUGCUGACCUUAAUCAGCUCGUCAGAGGCCUGGGCUCGGAGCCAGCCACACAGGCGUGAACCAUAAGGACUCAGCAAGAAACGUAGAACCAUCUGGGUGUUGGGCACUAAUCUCUUGGACAGGACACCGUGUGACUGUGACUUCCACACAUGCCUCACCUAAAACUGGAGUGUGAUAGUCCACUGAGUUUGUGAGAUUUAGCAGAUCGUUAAAUGCCGGGAAGUUUGUUCUGCAUCAUGCAUUUACAUCACUGGACUCUGAGCUCAGAGGAAGUUUUGAAACCUGCAUGUCUCUCAGUAGACGUCUUCGAAUUCACGGCUUUAUUUGGUAGCAAUAGACAUUGUGUCAUUAUCUGUAGAAUAUCUGUAUGUGGAAUAUGUUUUCAUGUGUAUCGUUUGAUCAGUCACUAACACCGGCGCCGCAAUAGAGUGUGUGAGAACCAUGUUUAGGAUCAGACUCAGGACAAAAAUGCUUAACAGAUAGUAAGUGUAAUUAUAGAUGUAUUGUAUUAACUAAUGUAACGUUACACUAAGGACACUAUUUAUUGUUUAGAGAAGUCCUUUGUGAGUGUGAUUGUGAGAUUUAACUUUAGAAGGUGUUAUAAACUGACUUUACUAAUAUGUUAGUGAUACAUAGUGGUAACAGGGUAGUGUUCAUAGAGUCAUAGAACACCUGCAGAAGCCUUUCAUGGCAAAUAAUAUUAACCUACAUAAAACGUUUGUAAAGUUUUAUUUCCUCAGUUGUGACAAAAUGCAACCACGUCAAGUGAUUUAGAGUUGUUGUUGACGUAAGAAUAUGGUGUGACAUUUUUAGGACUGACGAAUAUUAAAUCUGGUACACUAUACUAUAAGAGUCGAUGGAUAAUCAUCAUGCACUAAUAUCUGAAUUUAUAUGUACUUAAGUUGAACUAACUAUUGAGUUAAGGUUUAAGUAAUAAAAAGCCUAUCCCCUAGUCUAACCGUCUAGCCCCUAACUCUAAAACUUAACUCUAUUUUACCCUUCAACCCAAACCCCUACCCUAACCCUCUAUCCCCUAACCCUACCCUAACCCUCAUUUACUAACCCCAAUCCUUACCCUCUUUCCCUAACCCCUAAUGCCAACCCUAACCCUGUACCUUUUUACCCCCUAGCCACAAACCUAACCUUCUUACACAAAGCCCUAACCCUUAACCUUAUCCUCUAAACACAAACCUAUCCCUCUUACCCCAACCCCUAAUCCUAACUGCAACCUUUAACUUUAAACCUACUCUAGCCCUCAAACCCCUAUUUCUAACCCCAAAAGACAGACCUAACCCUCUAAUGCAAACCCCUAACUCUAAUCUCGAAACACAAUCCUAAUCCUUUUACCCCAACCCUAACCCAACCCCUAAUGCAAGUCUCAGCCGAACAUGCUCUAUGACUGAACCAACAGAAAAUAAUCAAACAGAACACAAACGUUAGUUGAUGUUAAUAGAUAAUAACAUUUGCUAUAUGAAUAAAUGUGACUGUAUUAAUAUGUGUGUAAAGGAGCAGAGCCCUGGCUAUGAGACAAUCAGAGUAUGUACUACUACUACAGUAGGAUUUAAAAAAGUAAUAGAUGAAGAAUGACACAAAAUAUUUAGAGAUUCAUUUACUGGUGUUUAUUAUGAGUUUGUCAUUCUCUGCUUGAUGAGAAUCAAUGCGACGUAAACGAUGAAAAUAAUCCAGUGAUUUCCAAUAAUGUUUAUGAACGCAGCUGCAGCUGGCAAAUUAAAUAGAGUUUCAAAUGAUGCACGUUAGUUUAGAUUCCUUCUGAUAGAGCAUGUUUGAUUCAGCCCCCAGUUACAUGAUAAUUAAUGUAUUAACUAACAAACAAGGUGGUCGUUAUUUUAUGCAUGAAUUCACAAGACUCACAUUGUAGACUGAGAUUAAUUCUUCAUUCUAGUUCAUCCCUUAACUCAUCCUAAUUAAGUAAGCAUUAAUUCAGCUAUUAGUGCGAGAUUAUUCAGUGUAAAGUGUUACCCUAAAUAUGAAAGACCAUAUACGUUGCUUCCUAUGGUUUCGCCACUCAGUAUUUAUAAAGAUCAUAUAAAUAGUAAAAAAAAAAAAAAAAAAAAAAUCACUUUACUUAAGGGACAAUGAAAAUACACACAUUUGUCAUUGUUGGUUCAUGGAAUUGUCAUAGUACACAUCAGCUUUAACUUUCACGAUAUAGUUAACAGUGUGACUCCACAGGUUUUCAGGUCAAUGUUAAAACCAAGUGCCUAGUACAGAAACCACCGAAGUGUUCACUUUUCCAGCUAAACCUCCUUUAGCAACGUCACUCACAUCAGCAUUAUGUGUCUGUGACAUGACAUCCUGACGGCUCAGAAGAAAGCUUCACCACAUUAAAAAAAAGUUAAAUUAAAUAUCUUAGAGGAUUCUGGUGCUAAAUUGUCGGUUGGUGCUGUAUCAUUAAUGUCCGAUAGAGUUUAAAUAGACAAUUAUCUCAGACAUAAAGGUUAGAUUCUGUUCUCACUUCCCAGUUGACGGUGAUGUUUAGAGUCACAGUCAUGAGGAAUCCAGUGAAGUAGAAUGGGACUGUCUUAGCUAGCGAGAGAUCUAAUAUGACUAGCUGGAAAGAUGAAAGAUGGACGGACUAAAGCUCUGCUGCAUCACUCUUUAUAUGUCGAGUUGAGGCUAGGGCUAAAUCCCAAUCUAAGAAACAGGAUUUUGGGUAAACCAUUAGCUGAAGUCAUUUGAAUCACUCAAGAUAACAUAUGGAUUAUUUAUUCAGAAUUCUAAGUCAGCCCAAAAAGUGUCAUAACACAUGUUAAUCAGUCUCUUCAGGAUUUCGUGACUUGGAGAUUGCAGAAAUUAACUCAAAAUCAAGCAAACUGUGAAAUUUAGAGGAAUAUUUUACAUUCAGCUUUUGCCCUCCAUUUCACAGGUGUUGAGCAUGAGUAGUUUAAAAGAAGGAUCCUGUGCUUGCAAUUUCCCCAAGUAGUUUUUUCUCAAGACUUUUGGGGGAAAAAAGCAGAAAAAUCGAGCAAAAUUCUGGAGAGACUGUCUUUCGUGUCACAACAUAAUUAAUGACAACACUUUGUGUGACUGAUGAAGUAAACCUUUAUAAAUAUUUCUAUAGGUUUACUGUAUGCCACGUCUUAUUGAGGUGUCAGGAAUCUCUAUGAACACUACUGACUUUACAAAGUAAAGCGUUACUCGUAGAUGUUAAGGAUGAGUGCGUACUGAUUUUAUGGGGUCUGCCUUUAUUUUUGAUGAAAUGUGCACAGCAAAAAGUUCACGAUAAUGUUCAAGGUCAGGAAAGAAAUCACACUGGGGUCCUUUUGACCAUCUGAUUGCUUCUCGGAAAAAGUGGGCUGCAGUAAUUCACAUCAAAUCAUUUCUCAUCAGCGCCUUGAAUAAUCGAAUCGCAAAUGAAACCUUCUGCAGGAGGCUCCAAGACUAAGGUCUUUUGGUUGGCCCGUUGCCAUAACGUUCUUUUCUAAAAAAUGACUCCAGGGAUGAUGAUUGGAUUAAAUUCCUGACUGAUUGACAGCAUCGUGAAUGCGCUGCAUGGUGUCGGCUCACAGAAAUGAAAAGUGAGGAGUCGAAGACACUCGGAAUGGUCCGGCGUUGGACUCCUCUGGUAAUUUUGAUACUUUAGAGAACAAUGAGCUAACUCAUGGUUUAUAUCUUUAUUAGUCCAGUAUAUUUAUUUAUCUCAGAAAUUCUAUUUAAAAAUCUACAGAUUUACUGUAACGCUGUACUUACACAGUUGUAUGGUUUUACCUUGUCCUGUAGCAGUACAGCACUGAGCAUUAAAAAUGUUUCUAAAAAUGGAUUUUUCAGUAAAAAUCUAGGUUAAAGUCUU
Molecule: messenger RNA, 9404 nt
Organism: Hemibagrus wyckioides
Lineage: Eukaryota; Metazoa; Chordata; Actinopteri; Siluriformes; Bagridae
Gene: nsmfb
Product: NMDA receptor synaptonuclear signaling and neuronal migration factor b
Exons: 15
Coding region: 440-2149 (569 amino acids)
Biological process (GO): positive regulation of neuron migration; regulation of neuronal synaptic plasticity
Cellular component (GO): nucleus; cytoplasm
Molecular function (GO): protein binding
Source: RefSeq, a predicted model, not a curated record